This is a messenger RNA of Salvia hispanica, 975 nucleotides long. NCBI's taxonomy places the organism in Eukaryota, Viridiplantae, Streptophyta, Magnoliopsida, Lamiales, Lamiaceae. The record is from RefSeq and is a predicted model, not a curated record.
AUGAGCCAUGAUCUUUUUCUCCGCAUUGUGCACACGUUGGAGGGCCGUGAUGAGUACUUCCAGUAUCGGGAAGACGGGAUCGGCAGACCCGGACUUACGCCGUUACAGAAGUGCACGGUAUUUAUAGUGCAAAUAAAUAGUGCAUUAGGCACAACAACGGAUAUGUUCGACGAGUACCUUCACGUCGGAGAUACAACUGGCCGCGAAUGUCUGAAGAAAUUUUGUAAGUUAGUUGUGGAGGCUUUUGGCGACACAUAUUUGCGACGCCCGACUGCUGACGAUUGCCAGAGCCUGAUGCAGAUGCACGAGACGGUGCACGGCUUCCCUAGGAUGCUAGGGAGUAUCGACUGUAUGCACUGGCAGUGGAAGAACUGCCCGACGGCCUGGAAAGGCCAAUUUACUAGCGGCUACAAGGGCAGCCACCCGAAGAUGAUCCUAGAAGCCGUCGCUGACCACCGCCUCUGGAUCUGGGGUCGCGGUCCGGCCAUUCAGUUCACUGCCAAUGGCCGCACACAUCAUAUGGGGUACUACUUGGCCGAUGGCAUAUACCCUAGGUGGCCUGUUUUUUUGAAGACGAUCAGCUGCCCAAUUGGUCAGAGGAGAGUCUUGUUUGCGGCAAAGCAGGAGUCCGCGCAGAAGGAUGUGAAGCGGGCUUUUGGGGUGCUCCAAUCGCGGUGGUCAAUCGUGAAAGGUCCGGCGCGUUUCUGGUACAAGGACGUCAUCGCCGACGUCAUGUAUGCGUGCAUCAUCAUGCAUAACAUGAUAGUCGAACAAAAACGUGGCCAUGUCACCGAUUGGGUGGAUGAUGAAGCCGGAUCUAGCUCCAGCACGACGACCUCGCCGGUCACUCGAGGAUUACCGACUGGUUUCGGUGCGGUUCUACAGCGACAGGCCUUAAUGCGCAACCAACAAGACCAUACUCAGCUCAUGACCGACAUGGUUGAAGAAGUUUGGAUCCGCAACCGCCGCCGUUGA